Messenger RNA from Rhagoletis zephyria (snowberry fruit fly), 308 nucleotides. RefSeq names its product transmembrane protein 120 homolog. The record is from RefSeq and is a predicted model, not a curated record. Gene Ontology annotation, cellular component: membrane. NCBI's taxonomy places the organism in Eukaryota, Metazoa, Arthropoda, Insecta, Diptera, Tephritidae.
AUGCAUCCGUUCUGCGUUUUUUUUCCACUUCAUUUCAGAUGUAAAACACCUCAGACGCCGGAAGAGAAGGAAAAAGUGGAGGAAUUACAUAAAAACACAUUGAAGCGAAAAGCACAGAUUCAUGAAAUCGAACAGUCACUACCCGCCCAAUCCGGCUUGUAUCUGAAGAUCAUACUCGGCGAUGUCAACGUAUCAAUUCUGAACAGAAACGACAAAGUUCGCUACAAAGAUGACUAUGAAAAGUUUAAAUUAAUACUCAACGUAAUUGGACUGUUAAUGGCGUUUCUCAAUUUGAUAUUCAACUACAG